AAUCCUUUAUGGAGAAGUCCACAAAGUUUAUUUAAAAUAAACUGACAUGAGAUAUUGAUGAGACGACAAAAUGCAUUAGUUUUAAAAAUAAAUCACAACAGUGUCGGUAAACAGGCAGAAAUUCAAAUUUAUCAGAGCGAAAUCACUCCUUACUUGGAAAUACCAUACUGAAACUUGUCCAGAUUUGUGUUUACUUUUCAGAUCUUGAGACUUCUCUAUGCGCAUUUUAUUCUCUAUUUUCAUCCAGAAAUUAGAGGUGCAUUGUGGGGUAAUUAAGAAGUCCUUCAGAUACUGUAAGGAUAAAGUUGAAGUAGUUCCUGAUCACCUUGAUACUGUGUCCCUUCAAUACCUCUUUCUUCAGACUAGUAACUAGUUUCAAAUGAUUGGCAAGUAAAGUGACAAAAACACAUGUCAGAGACAUCAGCGAUAGCACUUGUAAACGUCCAAUUUAGAACGAUGCAUGCGAAAAAAAGACAGUGUUCGAUAACUUCAUUACACAGUCGUUAUCCAUCAUGAAUUACCUGAUUCUCUAAAGCAAGACGUUCUCCUGGUUUGAUCAAGUAUGCCCUUUUCCUCCAGAGAUGUUUGCACCAUCAGACAGGGAUUCAUAUCAAAUCAGAGCGUAUGUGCUCCAUUGUUGUUUCACUUGUAUUUAUAAGUGAUUGCUGAGUGACUACCUUGUAUCAUUUUUUUUUUUCAAUUAGUCGGUGAAAGAAUUAAGAACCCAACGAUUCUCGCGCUAAGGCGCAAGCUAACCAAAUAUACCGUCAAAUCCGUUGUGUUUUGCGGGUACCUUAUUGUUGGUGAGGUUUGCAAAGCACUCACAUGACUUGAGUGAACAAUCAAGAAGCGUAUUAAGUUCUGUUAAAAACGUCAAAUGGUAUGGUAGUUUUCAUUGUUGGACCUGGGCGACAGACACGUUUUAGUAGUUAAUUAUUCAUUGCCAAGCCAAAGAAGAAAAUCUCUGCAAAUAGAGUAUGACGUCAUUCCAUCAACAUCUCCAAGAACAAGGAACCCAAUGUUUCCUAGAUUUGUGCUGGUUAUAUGGCCGACCAGUGUUCUAUUGAAAGAGAAAUAAUUGUAUUUUCACUUUAAACUUCUGUUAAAGCUUAAUUACUGGGCAAGUUGACGAAAGCUACCAUGCUACUUAACUGAACGAUGACAGAAAACAAAAUUAUAUUUCUUCUGAGCGUGGUACUAUACAUUGCUGCUGGAACAUCCAUGACAACAGAUCAAAAUGGUAAUUCUACAACAGAGGUUGCACGACAAUUUAUUCUUCCUCCGAGGAUCCGGCAGAUGCCUUUAUCAGGCACAAUAUCGGACAACAAUCCAUCAGUGCUCGCCUAUAGUGGGCUCCCAGGAUCAAGUACUGAGGUAACUGCUCAACAGGUUGAGAAUCAAAUUGACCAGUUGAACAGGCUUAGCCAACAGCUUCGUGGAUUGCCCCAGUCGCCAUCAAUUCAGGAGACAACCAAAGGACCACAGAUACCGCUUUCCAACUAUGUCCCACAAAUCAGCAGAGAAACAGCCCAGAGUGGCCUAGGGAGACCACUGGAAGCUGUUCCGAAUUAUGUCAAAAAUGUUGCAAGAAACCCUUUAACAGGACCCAAUGGACUAACAAAGGAUGUUCUAUCAGACCUGAUGUUUGGCAAUCUCAAAAGUUUGGCAUCCAUGGGUGGCUUAAGCAGCGUCAACACUCCAGUGGAAGAGAACACAAUGUCAACACAAAUGUUUGGAAAUUCUGGAUUAAGUGCAUUUAAUAAUCCCCUACUUGAAGAAAAGUUGACACACUCGCAGCCAGGAAACCUAGGUAUGGGCCUACCCCUCCCACCAAAUGAAAAUAUGGAUUUUAAUGAUCUGCCUAUCAAUGAUUUCGACAACCUGAAAGAUUUAUCCUUUCUUCGAUCAAGACAUCACACUAAGAGUAAGCGAAAAAAGAAAAAUAAUAAAUCGGACGUUGUUACAAAGCUACUGUUAACGUUAUUGGUUGACAAGUUAAAAGACAUAUACGAAAUGGACAAAAUGAAUAGCACUCAACGAAAAACACUAAAAUUGGACUCAUCUACCAUAGGAAAAAUUGAAAGCACUUUGAAUGAACGUAGCAGUUCCGCUUCAAACAACAAAAGCCAUUCUGGAAAAUACGGUGAAAAAGAGGCCAAAAUAUCUGAACCUUUUGACACUAAUCUUUCCUUUCCACUGACGUUUUCUGACACGAAAGGGGCUCAGGAAUCGCUCGUCGACUCCCCGAAAAAAAGUGAUAAAGAAGGCAGUUCUUUACUGGAUGUCGACACAAAGAACAUCGAGAACAUAAUAAAAGGUAUUGAAAACGGCAGAACCGAUCCGAAGUCGACCUCAACCAAGGAAAACAGCAGAGUCAAUAUUGAAGGGCUCAACGCCGAUCCCGGAAACAGUCCGCUGGAAAUUUCCCAAAAAACAACGAAGACACUCAAUAAUGACGAUUUGAGGCUCGUUCAAACGGGCUCUGCCUCUGCGUUUCAUCGUGUGAAAAUAGAUCCAGUGGGUGUACUAGGAAAGAGUGCAACUAUUCCGAGCAUUUCGGACUAUCAUCCGACCAUAGAUGUACCAAAAAUAACCUCUUCUUCUGAAGGAAUGUUCGAAGUACACACCGACAAAGCUACAGUAUCAGCGUUACCUACGUUUUCUAUUUCAUCUCUGUUAAACCAAGAAAUCCCUGGAAAUGUUAAAGGUAGUGAUCGAGUUCUUAACACAAAUCUGGAAAAGGAAGUCAGCAAUGCUGGAAUGGAUGUGACUGACUCAACAUCGGCAAAACUACCAGUCACCAGUACAGCAAUGGAAGCUAAUCCAAAAGAUACAACAACAAGCACUGGUGAAACUGAUAGUACAAACUACCUCGAAGCUUCUAGAGUUCUUGGAGCGGUUUUCAACAAAGUGAAGGAUCCACUGGCAAGGAAAAGUGUCGAAGUUGCCAUCAAAGCUAUGCUGAAGUUAAUGAAGUCAGACAACACCUAUUCCAAAAAGCACUCGGUACCAUCAAUGAAGAGGUCAUGGGUGCUUCAGGAAAAGGUCAAAAAGCUGAUGAAAACAAUUCAUGAACUUUCCGAGACAGUCCAUCCUGUAGACGAGGAAGUUUCAAAUUCGAAGAAAAAGCAUUGGCAUGCCAAGAACAGGUUCUAUAAUAAACGUUUGUCGCAAAGACAUACAAUCCGUCACAGGCCACAUCACAAACGUCAUCAUCAUCAUAAUCAUAAUCAUCAUCAUCAUCAUAAAAGGACAUAUUCAAAGUAUUAGGGAAACUUUGCACUUUAUGUCAGGAGCAGUUUAAAAUGUUUUUUUAAAAUACACUUAAUGUUUAACUGCCGGCUUCAUCUAUAGUCAAGUUAAGGUGGCUGGUAACGAUUGACAGCACAAAAAGACACGAUCAACAGGUUACCAUAGCAAUCCUUUUUACUACUGAAUAUUCAUUAGCAUGUACGUUUAAACAGGAGAUUUUUCAUACUUUUAAAAUUAAAACAAUUAAAUGGAAGGAUUUCAGAGACGCGCUUAACCUUCGAAUAUUUAGUUGGCCGUUCAGCUAACAUCAACCCAUCAUAGACCAAGGCUGUAAAUCCUUACCAGCCUCUUUAAUCUAAUGAAAAUACAGGGAACAGAUUUACAUAUUUAUUUCAUCAACAUUUGAACAAGCCUUUGAUAUUUUUAAAUCAAUAUUUAUAUUAGUAGAGUUAAUGAAGAUGUACAUUGAAGAUAUUUUUAUGCUUUGUAUCCUUUAUUUAGAGACUGAACGUUUCUGGCGUUUUCUCUCUUAAAUAAAACUACCCAGUGUAAGAAAAACGGAGGCCAUUUAAAGCUAUCGGAAGCGACUAUGUACAUCAUCGUGAACGAGUUGUGUUGUCUAUCAAGACAAUGCAUUUCUAGCCUUCUGAACUGAUUCUCAGUUACCAGACAUCAUACCUGGGAAAAUGAGCGCGGUAAGUGUCGCUUAGUUCUUUUGGAGGUUAAGGAAAGUUCCGUCGGAAAAUCGCUUGAAUUAAAGAACAAGAGAUUUGGUGGA
Messenger RNA from Orbicella faveolata, 4030 nucleotides. RefSeq lists its product as uncharacterized. NCBI's taxonomy places the organism in Eukaryota, Metazoa, Cnidaria, Anthozoa, Scleractinia, Merulinidae. The record is from RefSeq and is a predicted model, not a curated record.